Messenger RNA from Vidua chalybeata, 2198 nucleotides. It is a transcript of the gene ECHDC1, whose product is annotated as ethylmalonyl-CoA decarboxylase 1. Gene Ontology annotation, biological process: fatty acid beta-oxidation. The coding region runs from base 250 to 1152 and encodes 300 amino acids. Gene Ontology annotation, cellular component: cytosol. The record is from RefSeq and is a predicted model, not a curated record. Gene Ontology annotation, molecular function: enoyl-CoA hydratase activity. NCBI's taxonomy places the organism in Eukaryota, Metazoa, Chordata, Aves, Passeriformes, Viduidae. The transcript has 7 exons.
GCCAGCUGGGAAAGUGAUUGCCCUCAACUUGCUUCAUCUGGUAAUAUUAGAGUGGGAGAACCUGUUGGGCAAGGUGUUUAAGUUAACCUAACCCACGCAUCAUGGAAGGAAAGUAGAGAGAUGGAUAAGUGGAUGAGGAUCAGUUGUGCCAGCCUCAGUACUGGGCCACCACUUGCUUUCCAUUGAUUGGCCACUACAGGAACCUGGUGAAGCAUCUGCCAGUCAUGGUCACUGCUCUCUAGUACAGAAAUGGCCCUUGCUCUGUGGAAGAACUUUCUUCAGAUUACAAUGGAAAGAAUACUACAACAAAGAAGGUUGUCACUGUAUAAUGGUGCUGAUGGUUAUGAGGAAGAAUUGAUAAAGAAGAAACUUCAGCAGUUUUCUGGUGGAUCCAUCAUCUUUUCCAAAGAAGACAAUGGCAUUGCAAUACUUACUUUGAAUAACCCAAAGCUAAUGAAUGCCUUUACAGGUACUAUGAUGGUAGAACUCCAGGAGAGGGUAACCGAACUGGAAAACUGGAAGGAUGGCAAAGGUCUUAUAAUCCAUGGUGCAGGAAACACUUUUUGCUCAGGAUCUGAUUUGAAUGUUGUCAAAGAAAUAUCCAAUUCCCAGGAUGGGAUGAAUAUGUGCAUGUUUAUGCAAAACACCUUAACCAGACUCAUGAGGUUGCCUUUGAUCAGUGUUGCACUAGUUCAAGGAAAAGCUUUUGGAGGAGGAGCAGAACUUACCACAGCAUGUGAUUUCAGGUUGAUGACGCCUGGCAGUGAAAUUCGGUUUGUCCACAAGCACAUGGGCCUGGUGCCAGGCUGGGGAGGAGGUGCCCGGCUGGUGCGGAUCGUGGGCAGCGGGGCAGCCCUGCAGCUGCUGGGCGGGGCUGCCCGGGUGGACCCCGAGAGAGCGCUGAGCCUGGGGCUCUCCGAGGAGACGCUGCUGUCCUCCGACGAAACCAGAGCGCUGGGAGAGGCCCGGGCCUGGCUGAGUCGGUACACAGAGGGUCCGGCCGCUGUCAUUCGGGCUGUGAAAAAGGUGGUGGCAGCAGGAAGAGAGCUCCCAUUGGAAGCUGCCCUAAGGACAGAGAAGGACAUUCUUGGAACUGUAUGGGGUGGGCCUGCCAAUUUGGAGGCAUUGGUUAGAAGACCAAAACAUAAAUGAUGGUUUAUGCAUAAGAAAUGGGCUUGACCUUUUUGCAAACAAAGCUUUCAGUAAAGCAGCCGUUAAGCUGAAUCAUUUAAGGUCUUGUCCCUUUAAAAUGGCAUUAACAUUCCUGCCAUUUAGGUCAGACAGGCAUAUUUGGUGUGCAACUACAGGGAAGUCCCAGGCAGAUUCUCUACUGUCCUAAUCACCCACUGAAUCGAGAUUAGUAAAAUUACUAUGUAAAGGUAAAUGCUGUGCUGAAAAUAGAACUAUAAUUCAUUUGGAAUGAGGCUGAAGAUUAUUUUAUUUGGUGUUUUGUUUUUUUUUAACUAGUAUGAAAAUUAAUUACUUGAAAGAUAUGACAUUUAUUCAUUUGUGGAACAGGUGCAUCUAAAGCUGCAAAAUAUGAGUUCCCCAACAUGAGACCAGUUGGGGAACUCAUAUUUUAUCAAAUACGCUCUUUAAGCAGCUUGGAAAAAAAGAUUACUAGUGGGAGGAUAGCUUUUAUUUUUUCAUUCUAGUUAGUUCUUUGUGCAAUUGCUGAGAAAGUAUCCUUCAAUUUUAAUGGUGCUUUUACAGGAGAAGCUUUGAGUUGCUGAGAAGCUUCUAGCACUCAUUCACUAUCACUGAUUCAGGCUUUUAAAUGUAUUUUGGUGUCUUCUCACUGCUCAAGGAAUCAACUACACACACAUGCAUCUGCAUGUUCCCAUAUCCUGUACCUGUGCAAAGCUGCUGGCCUGGUUCUUUACACAGAAUCUAGUUGAAAUCUUGGAAGGCUAUGAUGUAUCAUGCCCUGAAAAGGUUUGUUCUUAGGUGACCGGGUGAUGUGAGUACUUCAGCAUUCUGGUAAGAUGUGAGUGGAUAUGUCUAUGUCUUUCUUCAAUGCCUUUUUACUGGUAGGGUAUAUUUGGGCUGACUAGAAGGUUUGGAACUCAGUCUCCACUUCAUGCCAAUGACUAUGCGAGUAAUUGGAUAACUCAGUGGGGAAGCUUUUCCCUUUAGAAAUUAGAAACUGACACAGAGUGCCUGCUUUAAAAAUAAACAUCUGUGAGAGCAAAACCAUA